Molecule: messenger RNA, 5955 nt
Organism: Ailuropoda melanoleuca (giant panda)
Lineage: Eukaryota; Metazoa; Chordata; Mammalia; Carnivora; Ursidae
Gene: PODXL
Product: podocalyxin like
Exons: 8
Coding region: 251-1939 (562 amino acids)
Biological process (GO): regulation of microvillus assembly; cell migration; negative regulation of cell-cell adhesion
Cellular component (GO): apical plasma membrane; microvillus membrane
Source: RefSeq, a predicted model, not a curated record
GCUGGGCCCAGCCGCGCAGACACCGCCCGCGCCGCAGCCACCCGCCGCUCCUCCGCCGACUGGCGCCGCGCCUCAGCCCAGCUCUGCCGCAGCGGCCGCGAGGAAGGGCCGCCGGAGCGCGACUCGGGAACCCCGGGUCACCGCCCGGCCGCCGGAGCCACAGCCAGGCCUCCCUGAGCGGCGCCCACGCUCUCGCCGUUCAGACGCUCGGACCCGCAGCCACCUGCUCCAGGCCCGAGGCCAGGACACGAUGCGCUCCGCGCUGGCGCUCUCCGCGCUGCUGCUGCUGCUGCUGCCGCCGAGGUCGCUCUCCGAUGGAGAGGUCCAGCCCAAUGUUGUCCCAGCCGACGACACCAUAAAACCUGCAAACGCAAGCCAGCCCCUCACAGUGCCAUCAGCCAGUGGUGAAGGGCAGAUGACUACAGUCAAAACUACACCAACCACAGUCCCAACAACCACUGACAAAAGGGUGACGUCAACCACCGCUGGUGGAAGAGCCCCAGGGGCACCCGUAAGUUCAGGGCCGACCCAGACCAGCGCAGCUGUAGUGCCCGCUGACAAAGAUGAGAAGGACUCAGGCAACAGCAGCACAACUACGGGUGGCCCAAAGGUUACUCAAGGUUUAAGCAGCACGACACUCCCACCAACCACUAAAUCCAUGAAGCCUGGAACCACAGCCCCCCAGCCAGCUGGAGCGGGGGGCAGCCCUGGUGGUACCACCAGCCACACGACCACGAAGGGUGGGGAGCAGACGUCCUCUCCGUCCUCUCCGUCUUCAGAUCUGGUUAGAACCUCCAGCCCUACUAGUGGUCCUUCUGCUGUCAGCACCCCAACAAGCCCUCACCAACCAACGGCGAGCCCUGCUACUUCGAAGCCUCCAGGGAGCCCUUCUGAGGGAACAGACAAAAUCCCUACAGUGGCUUCAAGUAGUUUAGGCAUGAAGACGGGUCCCAGCUCCCCAUUACACGGGGCACCUACCACACCAACAUCACCGGUCACGUUACAAGGAAAUCCGCAGAAAUCCAGCGUGAUGCCGGCUGUCACUGGGACCUCUUCCUCCAUCACUGGGACCACUUUCCCCACCUCUGGGACCUCUUCCUCCACUACUGGGAUUCCCUCUGUUCCUGGGACCACUUUGCCGGAGGCUCCACAGUCUGCAGGCCCUUCGUUGGGACCUGUGGCCACAUCUCCUGUCCAGGGACCCGGAAGCCCCAGCACUCAGUUGACUUCGACUGCCCCUCAAGUAUCCAACGCCCCUCCUCCUUCCUCGGCUCACAGAGAUGACAGGAUAAAGUGCGAAUCUCCCGAAAGGCUAACUGACAAGAUGCUCGUCCUGAACUUAACAAAAACCAGCCUUUGUGCGGGGAACAGCAGUUCGGAUGACAAACUGGUCACACUUCUGUGCCGAGCAGCAAAAGCCACCUUCAACCCAGCUCAAGAUAAGUGCCAUAUACGGCUGGUGCCUAUUCAAGACUCCCAGGCAGUGGCAAUCAAAGAAAUCGCUGUCCAGACAAACCUCCUGCCCAGGGACGUGUAUGAAUCGCUGAAAGACAAGUGGGACGAGCUGAAAGAGGUGGGAGUCAGUAACAUGAAGCUUGGGGACCAAGGGCCACCCGAAGAGACCGAGGACCGGUUCAGCAUGCCCCUCAUCAUCACCAUUGUCUGCAUGGCAUCCUUCCUGCUCCUCGUUGCUGCCCUCUACGGCUGCUGCCACCAGCGCUUCUCCCAGAGGAAGGACCAGCAACGGCUAACGGAGGAGCUGCAGACAGUGGAGAACGGUUACCAUGACAAUCCCACACUGGAAGUGAUGGAGACCUCAUCAGAGAUGCAAGAGAAAAAGGUGGUCAACCUUAAUGGGGAGCUGGGGGACAGCUGGAUCGUCCCUCUGGACAACCUGGCCAAGGAUGACCUGGACGAGGAGGAAGACACGCACCUCUAAUCAGGUCCGCGGGCAGCCUCUGACAGGACCACAGCGCUCCAGACUGAACCACCUCAAGUGCCAUUUGGACAGGGGAAGAAAAUCCUUCCCAGCUGAGGGAAAGGUGGGGGAGGGGAGCAGACUUGGAGGUUCCCUCCUCCCAAUCCCCACAGGGCCUUAAUUUUCCCUUUUCAAACUGAACAAAUCAUAUUCUGUCUAGAUUCCUCUUGUAAAACAACCUACUAGUGCCUGAGCUCAGUGCUGCUGGAAGACGAGAGAGAGAGAGCACUCACACGGUCAUCUGGUAGAACCCCUUCCUCUCACAUCCGAGGUGACGGAGGCCUAACGGGGGAAGGUCCGGCUCACACAGCACCUCGGCGACAGAGGAAGGACGGAAACAGAGAUCCCCUCAUUCAGUGCGGUGCGCAUUCCCACCACGCCCCACUGUUACGAUGGCUCGCGCCUCCCCUCAGAGCUGCCCCCAGUGGGGCGAAGCUCACAGUCCAUGGACGGGGCAAUGGAUGGGAUGGAAGGGACGGCAGGGCCAGAUCCUGUCUCCAUGGGAUCUGAUUCCUUCCAAGUACAGGUCCCCAGCCUCGCCUGCCAGUGUUCCCGACCCCUUUGUGUUUGCCCCACCCUCCACUCAGUUUGAAGCCCCACUGUGUCCCAGGGCCCCUGGGACUCACACUGUUCAUUCAUGGCCUCGAACCCCUUGUUCUGGAUUCUGGCUCCCUCGCAUUUGCUUAGGGAUCUUGAGACUUAACCCACACAAGACUCCAGUGUGAACGAGAUCUGCUUCAGGGAUCCAUCUGCAGGUGAAAAGGGGAGGCCCUUCACCCCCAGGUUGGGUCCUGGCCCAUCACCCAGGGCACUCCUUAAAGAGGCUCCGCAGGAACUGCCCUGGCCUCCCGCUCCCACCGGGGACUGAAAUCUGCAGCAGCUAUGAAGGCGAAACGCUCCUGUUUUGUUGUUCACUGCUCAGUCAGUGGGGUGAGGACCCAAGUUCGGGGAUCCCCCUGAGAUCCAGCAAGAAAGAGCAAUAGCUGUAGGGCAGACUUUCCUGGGGCCCAGUCCACAGAGAGGUAGGUGUCUUACCAGACAAUCGAUCUAUACAGUUAGGAAGAAUAGGCUUUACUCUCUGUUCCAUAGGAAACUCAGGGACUUUUCAAGUUGCUGAGAGUUUUUUGUAUUUGUUUGUUUUUUAGUCCAGCCCUCUACUGCCACAAGCCAAAGCUCCAAUUGUUGGGAGACUUUUCAGUCAACUCAUCUCACUGAUUCCUGGUUCUCCUGUGCCAUAGGGCAAGAAAGGCCUAGAAAGUGCGAUGCAUUUUAAGGUGCUCUGGAGCAGUCUGGGGGGACCCCGAGGGGUUCCCAAUGACCUCUCGCUGUUCUGGCACACAGCUGGGCCUUGCGGUGUCCCCUUCUCUGUAUUCCUAGCAGGGCUGCCUACUUCUGCAGUUUCUGGUGGCAUCUCAGGGAAACAGUACCAGGAAGGGGUUUUGAGGGAGCUUAGCAGUUAGUUCCCAAGCAGAAGGCACCUGAGGACUGGACAGAGUGAGGUUGAAUCUGAUUUUCUGGGAAGCCCAAAUCCCAGAUUUUGUGGAACUUUGCCCACGGUCUCUCUUGCUCCUGGGUGUAAAUUUCCUGACACCAACUAGGAGGAUGGGCAGAACUGCUUAGCAGAGGGAAAACUGUAAUUUCAGGGCAAGAGGUCAGAACCUCAGAACCUGAGGCCCAGGCUGUGCGUCCUGAUGCAAUAGACAGCCUGCUUUAGGACAGCUUAUUUUUUAAAGGAGCUUAGUUGGGGGAAGACCUAUGUCCUUCUCUGGCUGCCUUGAUUCCUUCUUCAUGGCCUCUGGCCUUUGAUAUCCUCGGGUUUAAGUAGGGCCUCUAGUGAGUUUCCCAAGAGCUAGAGAGAUGCUAGACCAACAAGGAUCCAGAAGUAUUUGCCCUGAUUCUCUAGUACUGGGAGGUCGGUAGGGUAGAGAACAAUGCCAGUUUGGGUGGAAAAAAUAGAGGAAAUCUUGUUAUACCGGGGAGAGAUCUGUUUGCUUCCUUCCUGCCCAACAUUUCAUUCUUUCCACCCUGUGGUUUUCUGCUGUGGUUUCUGUGGAAGAGGCCAGACUAGAUUACUACUCCUUUGCUAAUUCUGGGUCAUAUUUUACCAGCCAGGCCUUUAGACAGAGAGAGCAAGUAUGCCUCCACCAACUGACAAAGGCUACAGCCCCAUGGCCUCUUGGGCAGAGAGAUGAUGACUGGCAAGGAUUAGAUGAAAACUAUACUUGGUCAAGAGGAAUGACUGUGGGGGCUCUGUCCAAGGAGAACCUUGGGAAGCUUUGGGCUGGUUCAGGUGCUCCUUUUGGUGCAUACAGGCUGGGUGACUCUAGCCUUUGAGGGCAACUUCAGAAUCCAAUACCUUGCCUUGGCUUGCUCUUGCCACUAGACAGCUGUGUCAAGGGCCAUACAGUCAUGCAUCUGCAAAGGUCCUCUUCAUCCCACGUCUGCAUUGGGUUCUAAAUGCUGUCUGGCAAGUCAGAUUCUGGCGCUGAGAAGAAAGAAGAGGAACACCAGGAACUCAGCAUGACUUUAUACAAGUUGUGCCAAAGAGAUGAUACACAUUCGAUCAGUGGCAAACUGGUUCUCUAAGCUGCAUAGAAGGCCAGAAACCACAAAUCCGAUGACCGGAUGGAAACCCAGUGGGGACGCACGCUGUUCUGUGAAUGGGGAGGGAAGCAGCAGUGCCUGUGACGGAGGUACAGAAUACGCUUUGCAUCUGAGGACAAAAUACGGGUGUGAUCUAGUCUAGACGCCAGGUUCUCUUUUCCCCUCUUGAUAAGGAAAGCAAGCAGAAAGUUUAUUUAAACCACUUCUUGAGCUUUAAUCUUUUUUGACAAUAUACUGGAGAAACUUUGAAAAACAAGGCCAAGCUGAUACAUAUAUACGUACUUUUUAAUAUUGUAAAUACAACAGCCACAUGUUAAUCCAGCCCGCACUGCUUUCCGUGAAUAUACACUGUAAAAACACUUGUUAGUUGAGGUGGCUUUUCUUCUUCUCUGAACAGGAAUGUAAACGUCUAUUUCACUAGAAAUGACACUUUUUAAAAAAAAUUUUCACCAGUGAAAAGUGAGAUAUAAGACAAGCUGACAACAGAGUAUUUGUCUCACAGAUCAGGCAUUUUUAUUUUUAAAUGUGGCCCUCGACCCCCUCCCCAGCUAAAGUCCUAGCCUACUACUACAGGAAGGCUUGUGGCCAGUAUGCACGGGUUGGAAAGGGACGCUCUAGUCCUAGGGAGAGGCUUUGAGAGACCUAGUCCAAUCUUUGUUCUGUUUUGUUCUUACAGAAAAAGAAACUGAAGCCCAGAAAGGUAAAAGUGGCUUGGCCAGAGUCACAUCGUUAGUGACAGAAACAGGAUUAAAACACUGGUGCUCUGGGCCUCAGAAUGAAUCCGUGAACUGAGGACUGCUAAUUAAGGACAGGCACCAGGAUGACACAAAGGACAGAAUUCCCUUCUCAAAUCUUGUCCUGCAGCAAGGCUAGGGAGGGUCUGAGGACAACAAUAGGAACCAUACUGGUCUACACUUUCUCUGAGUUAUUCAGAUCUAAGACUUAAAUGAAUGAUACUUUCAAGAAACAAUUUUGAAUGAGCUUUUAUAUAUGUCUCUUCUGGCAGGACUAAGGAUCAAAGGGAACAAACUCCAGGAAGGCAGAGGGGGCAAGAAUAAAGUAAUGACUUAUCUUUCAUCGCUGUCACAAGCUGAUGGGCUCAGGUUUGGUGAAAACCCCAACACUGAGUGGAAAAGGAGGGGGUGACUAUUUGAUAUCAUGUCUCUUGCUAUUAGCGAGUGUUGAAGAGUUUGCCCAGGAGACUGUGUUCUUCGUGGACAGGGGUCUGAAGUACACUGGAAUUUACUGAGAAACCUGUUUGUAAAGACUAUACUUAAUUAUUGCCAUUUUCUUACAAAACUAUAUUUUGGAAAAUUGUAUACUGUCAAUUAAAGUGCUUUUGUGUAAGCUGGUUCAAGCCCUGCUCAACUUGA